Messenger RNA from Pogona vitticeps (central bearded dragon), 2728 nucleotides. NCBI's taxonomy places the organism in Eukaryota, Metazoa, Chordata, Lepidosauria, Squamata, Agamidae. The record is from RefSeq and is a predicted model, not a curated record.
UUCAAGAUUAUGUUGAACUCACUUUAAAUCUGAAGAAGCACAGGAGGGAAGGCAACUUUGGAACUGCCUACUUGGGAAGCCUUCAUGAUGGAUUCUUGUCCAAACAGAUCUUCUGAUUUGAGUGUGACUGAAGAGACUGAACUAGGGACCAUCAAGAAGCACAAGGAAGAGCUGCUGGAGGACAUCCAGAGGUUAAAAGAUGAAAUCGCUCAAGUAUUUGAAGAGAUUGAUAGUUUCCAGCAAGGACAAAUGAGCAAAGUGAUCCAGAGGGACAAAGAUCUUUGCAUUGGACGAAAAAAAUUUAACAUGGAUCCUAAUAAGGGCAUCCAAUAUCUGAUAGAACAUAAGGUGUUGUCCUUGAAUGUGCAAGACAUUGCCAAAUUCCUUUAUAAAGGAGAAGGCCUCAACAAAACAGCUAUAGGAGAUUAUCUGGGGCAAAGGGAGCCACUGAACCUCCAGGUUCUGCAAGCUUUCGUAGAGUGCCACCAGUUUGCUAAUCUCAACCUUGUGCAAGCGCUAAGGCAAUUCUUGUGGAGCUUUCGGUUGCCUGGGGAGGCACAGAAGAUUGACCGUAUGAUGGAGGCCUUUGCCAACUGGUAUUGCCAGUGCAACCCAGGAGUUUUCCAGUCAACAGACACCUGCUACAUCCUGUCUUUCUCUGUCAUAAUGUUGAACACUAGCUUACACAACCCCAACGUCAAAGACAAACCCCCAUUGGAAAGGUUUGUGUCCAUGAACAGAGGCAUCAAUGAUGGAGGAGACCUUCAUGAAGACCUCCUGAGGAAUCUAUUUGAUAGCAUCAAGAAUGAGCCUUUCUCCAUCCCAGAGGAUGAUGGAAAUGAUCUCACUCACACUUUCUUCAACCCCUGUCGGGAAGGCUGGCUCCUGAAACUAGGAGGCAGGGUGAAGACCUGGAAACGCCGUUGGUUCAUUCUGACAGACAACUGCCUGUAUUAUUUUGAGUAUACCACGGACAAAGAGCCUCUGGGGAUUAUUCCACUAGAAAAUCUAUCCGUUCGAAAAGCAGAUGACCCAAAGAAACCGAAUUGUUUUGAGCUGUUCAUUGCAAACUGCAAAGGCCAGAAAAUCAAAGCUUGCAAGACGGAUGGGGAUGGCAAGGUGGUUGAAGGCAAGCACCAAUCCUACAAGAUCUCUGCAGCCUCAUCAGAGGAGCGGGACCUAUGGAUUGAAGCGAUACGAACCAGCAUCACCCAAGAUCCUUUCUACGACCUGGUUGCUGCUCGUAAGAAAAAGAUCGCCAACAAAAAGUGAACUUUGGCCGCCAUUUUGCUCAGUGAAUGUUUUCCUGUGAGGAAAUGGCCAUCCUGGAGUCUGGCCAGAAAAGGGACUUGACAUAACUUCCUGGCCUGAGAGAACAGGCCAGCGAUUGACAAGCUAAUGAACAGCCACUGCUUUCCACUCCGAGAGCUGGAAUAUAAAGAAACUGAGAUUACUGCAGGAAUUAUGGCUCAUUUGUGGAGACAGAUAAUAACAGGCAUCAACAUUUGCCAAGAAUAUUGUAGGGCUGGGGUGCAUAUAUUCACUGUUCUGUGAUCUGUCAGAGAACCUGGGGACCCAGAAACAUUGCCUAUUCUGGAAAUGGCCGGUAGAGCUACAAUGCCUUUUAUAUGCAUCAACUAGGAAAGACUUGAGUGCAUGGACUCUUGCCCUAUCUGACGUCGUACCCAGCAGCCCGAAAUAAUGGUCCUGUUCCAGUUAUGUUGUAUAUAAUGAAUGAAUCCAUUAGGAGUGACAGAAUGAAAGACAAGAGCAAAGGAACACAAUGCAAUGUGCUGGAGCCUGACCAGCCUAAGCACUUGUAUGUGGCUGGCUUUCUGAACUUGGCAAGUGGCUCUCUGGAACAUCUCAAGUGCUGCCAGGGCUAAUGCAAUGCUGAAUGUCUGCUUCUCUGGACAGAAGCUUCCAGCCAAAAUCUGGCUGUAAAAGAACGAUGCAGAGAGUAGAGAGUUGAGCUUGCAUAGUCCUCCAUCUGGCUGCCCCGUCAACAAGAGAGUGGACUGAUAAUGUGGGAACAAUUCUGUCAUCUUUUGAGAGAGUUCACACAGCAGGUGGACUGAGAGCUGGGCUUUGGAUCAGGAGGCAAAGCAAGCGCAUCAAAUGCCAUCUCAGCCGUGACUGUGGUUUUGUACAAAGGGCUCUUUCUCAUGGGAGUGCUUCUUAUCUGUAAAAAUUAGUCUAUAAAUACCCGUCUCACAGUUACUGCACGAAUGAAUUGAAUUACAGUGAGAGUGUUAAGUGCUGUAUAAAAUCAAGACUGACAGAUUUCAGGUUUACAAGGUCUGCUCUGUUUGUCAUCAGAACCAUAUACAAGGAUUGUAUGAUUAAGUGAUAAGGAACAGGUUGUUUCUUAAUUCCAGCAUAGUUCAGGAAUUUGUGGUGUAUGCCAGACAAAAGUGAUCAAGUUUUUACCUGCAAGAAUCCAUUCUGGUUUCCCGAUAAGCAUUUUUUUUUUCAGUCAUGUAAUUUAUGGGGAAGGGAUUUUUUUUAGCUGAUGCUACUGUCUAUUGCCACUUGUCAGACCGCUGGGAAUCAUAAAUCAUUAUUGAUCUGCUGCCAAUCACCACAAGAUCUGCUCCUAGAUCACAACCCACCUUCUGCCAAUGGCUGGUAUAAGCAGUUUGUGAAUCAGCAGUGUUCUGUAAAAGGAUAGGAAGUUUCUUGAAGUUAUUCUAAGAAUUAAAAGAUGGGUAGAUGGAAAGAAUCUACC